AUGAAUGCCUGGUCUGUGGCACGGCUAAAAAUAGAAAGGAGAGGCACCUUGUUGAUGUCCAUGGAUAUUCAAAGCCAAAUUUCCGAAUUCGAGGCACAGAAGAAGAGCCGGAGAAUUGCUGUAUCGGGGAAGCCUAUUUAUAACUGCGAAUUCUGUGAUGCGAGAUUCAACAGCGCGGGUGGGCUGAGCUGUCAUAGAGGAACAAAACAUGCCGACGAAUAUUCACCUCGAGUUAUCACGUGCCCCAUAUGCAGAGAAACGGUUAAAGUGAGAGAGAAAACUGAUGGUGUGACAGUUGAACACUGUCUCACCCAUACCGGACAUGAAGUCCGCCCAUCUCAGCUGAGACUUGAUAACAAUGCUGAGCAGUUUAUAGUCUCGCUGCUACGGGAUGAUCUGACCGUCCGACAGCAUUUAAGAAUAUCUACAAAAGAAGUGCUGAGAAACAUCGCCUCGAAGUGCCGAGUGGACCCUGGAAGACUCCAGCAUUUGGACACGGUUUCAGUUCGGAGGCGAGUUGAUGCCGACUUGCAAUCUGAUGGCAUCCAGUUCUACAGGCCAGCACAAGACGCCAGCGGAGAUGGAUUCAUGCUGGUCGUCAUAAAUCCAACGCAGAAAGAGUGGCUACGAAAGUAUGGACAGAGGGCGUUAUGUGUGGAAGAUACGUUCAACCUAACGUCUUAUUUGUUAAGAUUAGCCACUGUAACUGUCGCGGAUGAAUGGGAUAGAGCUCUUCCAGCUGCGUACCUCCUCUCCUAUAGCAAACUGUUUCCAUCGUCCUGGACUAAACGGCUGUUAUGCCUACGGCAAGUACAGCAAGCCAUGAAGAGGAAUGCUAAUGCGAAAAUGGUUAACCGCGACCUCAGCGAGAUAUUCCUCAGGAAAAUGCGAGACAUCUGUCUUGUUCGCGAAAGAGGUGUCUUCGUAACACAAUACACAUCGAUGUUGUUACGAAACCUCACCUCAGGCAUUUAG
Messenger RNA from Necator americanus (New World hookworm), 975 nucleotides. RefSeq lists its product as uncharacterized. NCBI's taxonomy places the organism in Eukaryota, Metazoa, Nematoda, Chromadorea, Rhabditida, Ancylostomatidae. The coding region runs from base 1 to 975 and encodes 324 amino acids. The transcript has 6 exons. The record is from RefSeq and is a predicted model, not a curated record.